GAAAAGGAGAGCCAUGGACCGGCCAAUGAGAAAGUCGUUCACUUAUUUACCGUGGCACCAAGCAAACUGAUCGUGAAACGUGCUCUGAAUUGUUCAUACUAGUUCAUACCGAACUCCUUUUUUCCUUCCUCUUCUUGUCCUUCUUCUUCAUUUUCUUCUUCCUAUUCCUCUUCCUUUUCCUUUUCCUCUUCCCCAUCCUUUUCUUUAUACUACUCCAUUCUCCUUUGGUGUUUUGAGCAAUUUCCAAAGUCUCUAAACCUUCUUCGAAAUUCUUCGAAAUGUUCAUAUGAUUCAUUCGAUAACUCUAGUUACUACUUUUAUUCGUAGUUCGAAAAAAUCAUCGUAUCAGAAUUUUCAAAGAGCAGAAAAUGAACAUCAUUCUGAUACUCUCAAUAAUUCUCAUCAUAUCUCGCGAGUGUGGUUUCCUAGUCGAUGGAUUUCGCAUUCUAGGCAUCUGUCCGAGUACGAGUUAUAGUCAUCAACAACCAUUCCAAGCACUGAUGAAGGCAUUGGCAACUCGUGGUCACAACGUUACCGUCAUUUCAACGAUACCAUUAAAGAAGAGUCUUCAAAAUUACGAGGACGUUGAUCUCUCGUUCACAUAUCGCAAAAGUGAUUGCACUGGACUUAGACAUAUGAACGCUUACGAGAUUCUAAGGAAAAAUAUGAAGGAAGCUAACGAUCUAUGCGUCAAGCAACUUUUCAGCGAACAAAUCAUGGAAUUAUUAACAAAAAACAAAACUUUCGAUGCAAUCAUAAUUGAACAAUUAUGGUAUCAUUGUUAUUAUUCUCUGGUUAAACAUUAUAACUAUCCAGUAUUAAUUGGAUUUUUAAGCGUUGGAAAUCUUCCAUACGUCAUGGAUUCGAUUGGAAAUCCGGACGAUCCAAUGUUAAAUCCCGAUAUGGCUUACCCCUUCACGAAUCGAAUGAGCAUGGACGAGAGAAUUUGGAACAUAUUAUACACGAGCUGGACCAGGUUCUAUUAUAGAUACUGGCAUUUGCCAAGAGCACAACGAAUAGCCAACAAGUUCGUACCGGAUACGCCGCUUUACGACAUAGAUAGAAACUUCAGUUUGAUUAUAUUAGGCAAUAAUCACGUCCUUGGUUAUCCAAAACCUUUAUUACCAAAUGUGAUCGAAGUCCAUAGCCUCCAAAUCAAGGAACAAACUGAAUCCUUACCUAAGGAUAUUCGUGAAUUCCUGGAUGAUGCCAUAAACGGAGCCAUUUAUUUUUCUCUCGGUUCGAAUCUGCAAACUCACCAGCUACCCAAUGACCCUUUGACGGCAUUGUGCAACGCCUUGGGCUCGCUCAAGCAAAGAGUUCUAUGGAAACAUGCCGGAGACAUGGCUAUUCAGUCGAGCAACAUCAAAUUUGUGAAGUGGGUUCCACAGCAAGCGGUUCUUGGAACCCUGAUAUCAGCUCCAACCAACUUUCAUCCUCUCGGUAAUACCUCCUGGUCGUUUAAACAUUCGGUAAAUUUUCGAAAGCAAACCAUCGAUAAAGCGUUACUUUCAUAUGCAGCACAUCCAAAAGUGAUGGCUUACAUGAUGCAAGGUGGUCUACAGUCAUUGCAAGAAGCUGUAUACCAUUCCGUACCUCUGAUAGUCAUGCCUUUCUUUGGAGAUCAACAUUUCAACGCAAAAAAAAUUCUCGACGCUGGAAUUGGACUCACGUUGAACGUUGACACAAUGACGGAAGAAUUAAUCGUACGAACUAUCACAGAAGUCGUGGAGAAUAAAACAUAUAUGCACAAUAUCAAACUGAUAUCGGCCAUUUUAAAGGAUGAACUAGUACGUCCAAUGGAGAGAGCAAUUUGGAACAUUGAACACGUUCUAAAGUUUCCUAAUUCUAAACACUUGCGCUAUCACGGUCGGGAUAUAUCAUGGAUCGAUUAUUAUUUGACAAUACUGGUGAUUUUUUUGAUUUUCACGAUUUUAAUAUUCAUCGGUUGUGCAUGCUUUAUUGUUCUAGGAAAAGCUGCAAAAAAUUAUUUGUAUCUCCAUGUGAAACGAUAUAAAUACAAAAAUGAAUAAAUGAUAAUUUAAAAAAUUUGUUUUUGUAAUCAAAUUUAAAAUAAUAAAGAAUAAUCGAUCGAUAUUAAUUUUAUUUUUUUCUUUCUCUUUUAAUUCAAGACUAAGCGAACUAUAUAAAUUACAUGUUAGAUUCUAUCAUACGUUCUUAAGAUAAAUUUGAUGCAACAGUAACCUAAUUUAUAAAUAGAAGCGUCAAUCACGUUGCCGCAUUUAUUAUAAGAACUUUAUGAAACUAUCAGCAUAUAUUUAUAUAUAUGUAUAUACAUAAACAUCGUAGUCACUGC
Messenger RNA from Vespa velutina, 2317 nucleotides. Its product is annotated as UDP-glucosyltransferase 2-like. Lineage: Eukaryota; Metazoa; Arthropoda; Insecta; Hymenoptera; Vespidae. The record is from RefSeq and is a predicted model, not a curated record. Gene Ontology annotation, molecular function: UDP-glycosyltransferase activity. The coding region runs from base 369 to 2033 and encodes 554 amino acids. The transcript is spliced from 8 exons.